Messenger RNA from Necator americanus (New World hookworm), 315 nucleotides. RefSeq lists its product as uncharacterized. Lineage: Eukaryota; Metazoa; Nematoda; Chromadorea; Rhabditida; Ancylostomatidae. Bases 1 to 315 code for a protein of 104 amino acids. The record is from RefSeq and is a predicted model, not a curated record. The transcript has a single exon.
AUGGGUAGAACAUUUGGAGCACGCCAUAUGUCAAUUGAAACUCGGAAGUCUAUUCUUCGAGGAAUCGAUCAAGGAAUGAACCAAUUCGAAUUAGCAAAGCUCUUUGAUGUCUCCAGAGCGACCAUCUCCGCUUUUCUGAAGAGGGUAUCAACGUGUGGAGUAACGCCGAACCCGGGAGAAAGCCGGAUGACUCCACGAUUUGCCGAUAGGAACAUCUUUCGAAUGAGUCGUGCUAAUCCUAGGCUCACCGCCUCUGAUAUUCAAAGUGAAUUGGCCAUCGCAAAUCAACAGAUCCCAUCAGUUAGAACUGUUUAG